Molecule: messenger RNA, 1812 nt
Organism: Dinoponera quadriceps
Lineage: Eukaryota; Metazoa; Arthropoda; Insecta; Hymenoptera; Formicidae
Exons: 4
Coding region: 365-1414 (349 amino acids)
Cellular component (GO): mitochondrion
Source: RefSeq, a predicted model, not a curated record
AUUGGUUGCUUUUUUUUUACGUCUAGCAAAUUCGUUUCAAUUUGAUUGAUCAGUCGACGAUUACUGUACCGUUUUUUUCAUACGCAUAAUCUAAACACACAUUGUCACUGUCUGAAUCUUUAUUAUCGAUGUGAAUACUUCAUCGAGCUACCUCCGACGCGCGCAUGCGCGUAAAGCACUCUGCCUGUCUGACAACUUGCUGCUCAAAGUUGCAGCUUCACGUUUUCUUUCCAAUCGCGUACAUGUUCGAGGUUGUAGCAGUUGUGACCAGCUGGCAGACGAAGGUUACGUGUCUGGCAUCUCCAAUUUAUUCGAUCUUGUCAUUGGUGAUUCUUAGUGCAUAGCACAUCGGACAGAUUCGACCAUGGCAUUGUCGAGAAUUAACGCUUUAGAUGUGAUGAACGCUCUGACUCGCGCCUCACGAGCAGCGAUGGCUCUGGAGAUGCAGCGCGCGACUCCGGCGGCGAUUCAUCGCGAGCAGCUGCAUGUGACGAGCGUGCGUCGUUACCCGGAGCCGCCGCAGCUGGACCUGCCGAGCAACAUGCGCGACAUAUUCGCCAACGAGACGGGCCGCUUCACACCGGAACGGGCGCGCGACAUCGCCCUGUACAGCGAGAACGGCGGCCUGGCGGUCGCGAACGCCACCGGCUACCCCAAGAUCCACGACAACGGUCACGUGGACUCGUACGACUGCUUCGGCGCGGUCAGUCUCUGCGGCACGAUGCAGACCAACGUGCCCAAGCCGUAUCGCUCGCGCGGCACGCACGCGUGGGUGCUGAGGUCCACCCAUCUCAACAUGCCCGGCGGUCAGUGGACCCGCGGCGGCAAGUACAUCGCCGAGGACAUGCAGAGAUCCCACUACCGCAACCUGCGUCCGGAGUCGUGUUCAGGUUCUGCAAUUAACAUUUCCAUAAUGAGGCAGCUUUUGCGAACGACACAUGGGCCGGUGCGGUACACCAUCAGGGUGACAUACUCGACCGACGCGUCCAAAACGCUCAAGGAUGGCGUGAAGGACCAGACGCAGGCGUCAAAGCUCGCAGUGUCGAAGCGGGACAGAUUCCGACUAAUGCUAAGGGAUUACGGAGUCACCAUGUUCGUCUUUCAUAUAACUAUCUCGUUGAUAAGCCUCGGUGCUUGCUACAUGGUGGUCGUUAGCGGAGUAGACGUGAUGUCGUUCGCGCGAAAAAUUACAGGCGGCAGCGAGGAGGUGGACAAAAUAAUAAAAGUGUCGACGGAUUUCGUCAUAGCAUACACCGUGCACAAAAUACUCGCGCCUGUUCGUAUAUCGAUAACCCUGGCAGUAACACCGCUGCUCGUGAAGUAUCUGAGGAGAAUUGGCUUGCUCAAAAUACCGAAACGACCGACAUCUUCGAGCUCUAGUCGUUCCUACGGCUGUUCUCGCUACAAAACAUAACAUCAAAAAACCACGAAUGUCGCUGCGAGGAGAAAAUUUAUCUAACCGGUAACUGGUGUUUAUAUUUAGUUUAUAUCGGUGUUAUAAUAGUAAAUAACACGAAUGUGAUUUUUCUACGAGAUCGCUUGUAAUUAGCCGCGUAUUUUUUACAAAUUCAAAUCGAAUUGGUAGUUCGUGAAGUUUGCAAAUCUUGUCACCAUUUGAGUACUAUCAAGUUGAAACAGAGGAGAUCUAUUUUUUUCCCGUUUCAUUUGUUAAAUUUGAAUUCAUACGUCGUACACGCAUCAUUGCACGAUUGAGCGAGUGUGAAGAGAUACACGAAUUUACAUGAAUAUUCGGGCGUUAUCGAUAUUUUUUGUAAGAUCGUUACCUGUAAAUAAAAAAAUAUGUUAAAAGAG